AUGCUCAAGACUACACUACUACCAUUAAUCCUCUUUCCAAUCUAUACUCUUUCUAUUCCACCUCCUUCAACCAUUAGGACGAUUGCCCCACCAGACGGGAAAAGCUUGGUGUUGGGCAAUGGAACUAUCAUACCUGUCGGGAUAAGUGACAUGGGUGAUCAUAACACGUACUUUGGCCUCCGGCGCAUCGUCAACAUCACCGUCAACGCUCCCAAUGGUACCACGAUAGCAUCCGUAAUCGAGGGCAAGUUAGAAGAUUGCAGGCUCUUUCCAGGCGUAAAAGUAACAACCUUGGCAAAGGUGGAUCAGGAAGGAACCUACACAGCACGCUGGAAUAUCACAUACGCCAUCACGACUUCCCCUGAGCAAAUCAACACUACUAGUUGCGGUCCAGAACCAUUGUCAUUCCAGAAUUUCACCCUCGAAUCGACCUUUAAAGUAACCCUGAGUGGGGCUGCAGCAGAAUCAGUGACGGUAGCAGAGGGUACUGCAACGCGUACUCUCAGUAGUCAACCCACUGGAUCGGUCAAUGGCGGCUUGGCCACCAUGCGGGCUUCUCAGUGUGCGGUUGUAAUUAUUAUGAUUAUGUUCGCUGGGGUUUUGGCCUCAGUAUUCUAG
Molecule: messenger RNA, 618 nt
Organism: Marasmius oreades (fairy-ring Marasmius)
Lineage: Eukaryota; Fungi; Basidiomycota; Agaricomycetes; Agaricales; Marasmiaceae
Exons: 2
Coding region: 1-618 (205 amino acids)
Source: RefSeq, a predicted model, not a curated record